AAGCCCACUGAGCAGACUUAGGUCUGAGCUCCUGACCCUCGUCCCAUGUCCUUCCAGAGUUUCUCGCGAUUCGCUGCCAUCAGGCACGCGAGGCGAGCUGUGCGCGCCGCUUGUUGCUCGCAGCCAGGCGGCUCUCAUCCGAUAGGAAGUUCUCCGUCAGCUGCUCUUCUUCCGCCUCCUCCGAGUCUUAGCCUUCCACAUCGUGCUUUUUCCUCCGCUGCUCUCGUUAGUGCUAGCGACUUUGCGUCACGAAGCAGCUUUCAAGAAUUAGGAGGUGUUGAAGGUCCGUACGUUGACGGCCGUGAUACUGAUCAAGACAAACGGCCGCGUAAGCAGAAAUUGGCAUCGCCGUCAGCAUCUCACAUCGAUCCAUCCUCGUUUGAAGUUGACUGGAGCGCGAUAUCGCUAAGAGGCCUCCACCACACCUUUGUUGAUCUCCUGGCCGAUUUUAUUCUGCCAGAACCCCCUCCAAUUUCAGCAUCCACUGGCGCCGUUGCUGCUCGCCGUGAAGCGAGAAGAGGAAGCGGAGGCUUGUCUCGUCGCCGAAGCCGCGUUCCCAGUCUGUUCGAGGAGAUCCGGAACCAAUGGCGGCGCUCCAGCUGGCAUGUGGACGAACUUUAUGGGCAGAGGGGAUCGGAUGAUGGUUCGGUUGGUGCCAGUCGAGGAUCCGCUGUUGAGGGCAGAUCGGACGGGAGAGGUGUGGGCAUGAACCGGUUCCUGAUUCGCGGGAUAAUCUACGACAUGUCCGCCUUGAUGGUGUUUGAUAAAGACUUGGCGAGUGGGAACGAGAGAGAUGCUUCAGCAGUGCCAAGGCGUGUUGAAAACGCGGCUGAACGUCAAAUCGGCUCUCCAGGUCAAGAUGCAGGACAAGGGUUGACCGAUUUCGAUCAAGAGAAGCUUCAACGAGCUGAGCUGGCAACACGUGAUUGGGAGAAAUUUCUCCUGGGCGGGCCCAGGAAGCGAAGCCACGUGCCUGGAGUGAGUGACAGCAGUGCCAGUAGCAGUGGUGCUGAUGCUACCACAGGUGCUGCUGGUGGAACAGCAGCAGCAGGCAUGCCAUCCACGUCAGCUGUCACCCAGGGAAUUUCAUUGGACGAGAUGGCUGAGAGCAUGGGACUUCCCACAUCAGCUCGAACCAGCCUAAAGCGGAGCAGCAGUGGAAGCGCCAACACCAACACCAGCACCAGAAGUAGCAGCAGCAGCCCAAACAGUCCCCUGCCGGAAACUCCUGCUCCCCUAGGGGGUGCUCCUCUGCAGUUCAGAGGAGGCGGUAGCACCAGCAGGAAUGGAAGGGGGGCAUCAGCGGAGCAGCGGUUGGAGGAGCUGCUAGCGGGGGGGACGGGAGGGGGCGUGCGGGCCAAGUAUGGCGCGCGGCUGCAGGAGAAGAAGAUGCUGGCAGAGGCGCGCAGGGAGCAGCAGGGCGGCGGGUUCGCCCAGGCUGCUGCUGCUGUGGCCUCCGCUGCCGCUGCUGCCAGCACUGCUGCAGCUGCUGCUAGUGCUGCGAGAUUGAGAGCAGCGAAGGGAGGAGAGGGUGGGAUGCUUGUGGCGGGGAUGGCAGGGGGCGGACGGGGUGUGGGGGGUAUUGGAUGGGUGGUGGCUCCUGGGUCUGCACGGAUGCUGCGCCAUUUCCAGUCACGCACGCUGAAGCAAGCUCUGCUAACGACCCACUCGCCUCUGGACGUGCUCCAUCUUAUCGACCAGCUCGGCAACUUCGCCUUUGACUCCCGCAUCAACUCUCACGGUCGUACUGCGUCUGCUGCCUCGUCUCCCACUUCCUCGCCCCUUCUAUCUACCUCUUCUGCAUCGUCACCUGGACAGCAGUCAGCUGCACAUCAAUCAGCAGCAGCAUCGCCAUCAGCUGCAGCAACGCCAGGAGCACCUGGAGCCACAUCAGACAAGCCAGAGUCGUCUCCUGCGGCAGCACCAGCAGGGCCGGCUAUUGACUCGUUGGAAGCUGCCAGGAAGAGAAUUCAUCUUGAGUCACUCGCUGUGUACUGCUUGUUGAUCCCAUUGACUGCAGGGUGGAUGAGUUCCAUGACGUCUGUAAGCGGUGGAAUUUGAAGCCAUCGCAAGUCCUUGUGGUGCUUGGCUCAGGACGUGGCUCAUCAUAUCUCUCGCAAGCCUUGCAGGACAGCCCGUUCUUCAUCUGUCAAAUGUCCACAUAUUUGCCUGGUCCUGCUCGUCAGGCUCGGGCUGAUUGGAAUGCCCCUUCUUCCUCACAAUCCAGCAAACAUUUUGAGUUUAGGGAUGCAGCAGCACCACCCAACAAAGCCGCAGGGUCUGUUGAGGAUGACAUGCAGGGUGGUUCUGUGGAGCAUCCAAGGCAUGCAGCACGGGAAACGGGUGGAUGGGCCGCAUGGUGGAAGCAACUAUCAGAGGGUACAUUGCACAAAAAUGGGGAGGAUGGUGGAUACUUGCAUGUGGGUGAACGGAGAGAGGUUGCUGACUGGCUGCAGUCGAGUGCUCGGUUCAAGGCAGCCGACAUGGUGGAAUUGAAAGGAGUGGUGGAGGAGCUCAAUGGGGUGUCAUAUAGAAGCAGCACCUUCAUGCACGCACAAGGGAGGGGCUAGGGGGGCGUAUAUUUGAGUGCAUGUAUGCUCUCCUUGUCCUUCAGUUGUCCUGCUGUAUUAGCACAUUAGCCGCUAGCAUGAAUCCACCUAGUCUAUUGAUAGUUGUGAAGCUACUUGGUGGGGACGAGAUUUUGAAUUUCGACUUG
This is a messenger RNA of Closterium sp. NIES-67, 2716 nucleotides long. The record is from the annotation of a GenBank genome assembly. Lineage: Eukaryota; Viridiplantae; Streptophyta; Zygnematophyceae; Desmidiales; Closteriaceae.